Messenger RNA from Pyrgilauda ruficollis (rufous-necked snowfinch), 5731 nucleotides. Its product is annotated as spectrin beta chain, non-erythrocytic 2-like. NCBI's taxonomy places the organism in Eukaryota, Metazoa, Chordata, Aves, Passeriformes, Passeridae. The annotation marks the transcript as partial. The transcript has 32 exons. Gene Ontology annotation, biological process: actin cytoskeleton organization. Gene Ontology annotation, cellular component: cell projection; cell junction; plasma membrane. The record is from RefSeq and is a predicted model, not a curated record. Gene Ontology annotation, molecular function: actin filament binding.
ACGAGCGCGAGGCCGUGCAGAAGAAAACCUUCACCAAGUGGGUGAAUUCGCACCUGGCGGGGGGGUCGCACCUGGGGGACCUUUACAGCGACCUGCGGGACGGGCGGCUCCUGCUGCGGCUGCUCGAGGGGCUCUCGGGGGAGACCCUGCCGCGCCCCACGCGGGGCCGGAUGCGGAUCCACUGCCUGGAGAACGUGGAGAAGGCGCUGCGCUUCCUGCGGGAGCAGCGCGUGCACCUGGAGAACGUGGGCUCGCACGACAUCGUGGACGGCAACCCCCGCCUGACCCUCGGCCUGGUCUGGACCAUCAUCCUGCGCUUCCAGAUCCAGGACAUCAGCGUGGAGACCGGGGACACUCGGGAGCGGAAAUCGGCCAAGGACGCGCUGCUGGCCUGGUGCCAGAUGAAAACCGCGGGGUACCCCAAUGUGAACGUGCAGAAUUUCACCACGAGCUGGAGGGACGGGCUGGCCUUCUGCGCCCUCAUCCACCGGCACCGGCCGGAGCUGCUGGACGUGGGGUCCCUGCGCGGAGCCAACGCCCUCCACAACCUGCAGAGCGCCUUCGCCGUGGCCGAGCGCGAGCUGGGGGUCACUCGGCUGCUGGACCCCGAGGAUGUGGCCGUGGAGGAGCCGGACGAGCGGGCAGUGCUGACCUACGUGGCCGCGCUCUACCAUCACUUCUCCAGGAUGAAGGCGCUGGCCGUGGAGGGAAAACGCGUUGGGAAGGUGCUGGAGGCGGCGCGCGAGGCCGAGGGCCUGGCCGGCCGUUACGAGGCGCAGGCGGCCGAGCUGCUGGGCUGGAUCCAGCGCUCGCUGCUGCUCCUCACCGACCGGCGCCUGCCCCGCGGCAUCCCCGGCCUGCAGGGGCAGCUCCAGGCCUUCAGCGCCUACCGCACCACCGAGAAACCCCCCCGGUUCGAGGACAAGGGCUCCCUGGAGGUGCUGCUGUUCUCGCUCCGGAGCCGCCUCCGCGCCAACAACCAGCGGCAGUUCGUGCCCAGGGAGGGGACACACAGCGCUGACAUCAACAGGGCGUGGGAGCGGCUGGAGAAGGCGGAGCACGGCCGGGAGCUGGCGCUGCGCUCGGAGCUGCUCCGGCAGCAGCAUCUGGAGCAGCUGGCAGCGAGGUUCCACCGCAAGGCCGCCCUCAGGGAGACCUGGCUGGGGGACAACCAGCGCCUGGUGGCACAGGACAAUUUCGGGGGGUCCCUGGGGGGGGUCGAGGCCGCGCUGCGCAAGCACGAGGCCAUCGAGAGCGACAUCGCCGCCUACGGCAGCCGCGUGCGCGCCGUCACCGCCGUGGCCGCCGAGCUGGAGGCCGAGCGCUAUCACGACAUGGGCGGCAUCGCGACACGGCGCGACCACGUGGUGUCGCUUUGGGAGGCGCUGCGGGCGCAGGUGGCAGCGCGGCGAGAGCGGCUCCGGGCGCACCUGGAGCUGCAGCGGCUCCUGCGCGACCUGGAGCACCUGAUGGGCUGGAUGGAGGAGAUGGAGGUGCGGCUGCAGUCGCGGGAUUUCGGGCAGCACCUGAGCCAGGUGGACGACCUGCUGCAGAUCCACGCCCUGGUCGAGGGGGACGUGGCGGCCCAGGCCGAGAGGGUCCGGAGUGUGGGGGCGGCGGCCGAGCGCUUCCUCGGGGAGGGGGACGGGUACCGCCCGUGCCCCCCGGAGCAGCUGCGGUCCCGCGUGGCGGCUCUGGAGCUGCGCUACCGGGGGCUCUCGGCGCUGUCGGCGCAGCGGCGGCUGCGGCUGGAGCGCUCCCGGCGCCUCUGGAAGUUCCUGUGGGACGCGGGCGAGGAGGAAGCCUGGAUGCGGGAGCAGGAGCGGCUCCUGCGCUGCCCGGAGCUGGGCCGGGAUCUGCCGGGAGCCCUGCGGAUGCUGAGCCAGCUCGAGGCCAUCCGAGGGGCGCUGGGGGGACGAGCGGGGCCGCUGCAGCAGCUGCUGGAGCGGGGCCGGGAGCUGCUGGCGCAGGGAGCCCCCGACGGAGCCGCGGGAUCCGUGGAAGCCACCCCUGGAUCGGUGGAACUGGAGUCGCUCUGGGCGGCGCUGCCGGCGCUGGCCGGGGCCCGGGAGCGGCGGCUCCGCGCGGCCGCGGGGCGAUUCCAGCUGGACGCGGAGGCGGCCGAGGCCGAGGCGUGGCUGGCGGCCGCCGCCCGGCGAGUGGCGGGGCCGGAGCUCGGGCACGACGAGCGCUCGGCGGGGAUGCUGGAGCGGCGGCUGCGGGAGCUGCAGGACGAGCUGCGGCGGCGCGGGGCAGCGCUGGCGGCGCUGCGGGAGCAGGCUCUGCCCGGAGAUGCCGCCGACGUUCCCGACGUGGUGCCGGGGCUGGCGGAGCGGCUGGCGGAGCUGGAGCGGCGGCACCGGGAGCUGGAGGAGCGGGCGGAGCUGCGGCGCCUGGAGCUGCGGGACGCGCUGGGAUUGUUCGCGGCGCGCAGCGAGGCCGAUGCCUGCGCGCUCUGGGUGGGCGAGAGGGAGCAGUGGCUGCUCUCCAUGGAGAUUCCCGAGCGGAUCGAGGACCUGGAGGUGGUGCAGCAGCGGUUCGAGACGCUGGAGCCGGAGCUGGCGGCGCUGGCGGCGCGCGUGGCCUCCGUGGGCCGCGUCACGGAGGAGCUGCAGGGAUCCGGGGACAGGAACCGGGAGAGCGCCCGGGAGACCUGGGAGCAGCUCCGGGACAGGUGGGAGCGGUUCCGGGCGCUGGCCGAGCGCAAGAAGGUGGCGCUGACCGCGGCGCUGAACAUCCACAAUUUCCGCCUGGAAUGCCACGAGACGCGGGGCUGGAUGCGGGAGAAGACGGCGGCCAUCGAGGCCACGCGGGGGCUGGGCCGGGACCUGGCGGGGAUCACGGCGCUGCAGGCGAAGCUGUCGGGGAUGGGGCGCGACCUGGACGCCAUCCAGGGCAAGCUGCGGGAGCUGCGGGCCGAGGGCGAGAAGCUGCAGGGGGAGCAGCCGGAGCGAGCGCCCGAGAUCCGCGAGGAGCUGGCGGGGCUCGAGGCCGAGUGGGACGCGCUGCGCCGGUGCCACCGGAGCCGCGAGGAGUCCCUGGGGCAGGCGCGGCGGCUCCAGGGCUUCCUGCGGGACCUGGCGGCGCUCCAGGCCUGGCUGUCCCGCACCCGCGCGGCCGCGGGCUCCGAGGAUGUCCCCGCGUCCCUGGCCGAAGCCGAGGGCUCCCUGCGGCAGCACGAGAGCCUCCGCACCGAGAUCUCGCACUACGGCGCCGAUUACCGGAGCGCCCGCGCCGCCGGGCGGGAGGUGACGCGGGGACAGACGGACCCGCAGAGCCUGUCCCUGCUGCAGCGCCUGGAAGCGCUGGAUGCCGACUGGGAAGAGCUGGGCCGGGUGUGGGAGAAGCGGCAGCGGCUCCUGGCCCAGGCUGUCGCCUUCCACGUGUUCCUGCGGGACGCCAAGCAGGUGGAGGGGACGCUGGGGAAGCAGGAGCACACACUGGCCCACACGGAGCUGCCGGGCACGGUGCCGGGCGCGGAGGCGGCCGUGCGGAGGCUGGAGGAGUUCCUGGCAGCGCUGGACACCGGCACCGAGCGCGUCCGGGCGCUCACGGACACCGGGCGGAAGCUGCUGGACGAGGGCGGCGUCCAUGUGGAAAAGGUGCGGGAGACGGUGGAGUCGGUGGAGAGCAGGCACCAGAAGAUCCGGGAAUCGGCCCAGGAGCUGCUGGGGCGGCUGCGGGAUAACUGGGAGCUGCAGAAGUUCCUGCAGGAUGGGCAGGAGCUGACGCUGUGGCUGAACGAGAAGCUGCCGGUGGCUCGGGACGUGUCCUACGAGGGCACGCGGGACCUGCAGGGCAAGUGGCAGAAGCACCAGGCCUUCGCCGCCGAGCUCGCGGCCAACCGGGGCUGGCUGGAGGCGCUGGAGAAGGACGGCGAGCAGCUGGCGCGGGCGCGGCCGGCGCUGGCCGGACAAGUGACCGCGCCCCGGCAGGAGCUGCGGGCGCUGUGGGCGCAGGUGGAGGCGGCGGCGGCCGGCUAUGGGGGACGGGGUGAAGGUUUGGGGUGCGGGGUUCACCUGCUGGAGACGCAGGCGGCGCUGCGGGAGCAGGAGCUGCUGGAGACGCAGGCGGCGCUGCGGGAGCAGGAGCUGCUGGAGACGCAGGCGGCGCUGCGGGAGCAGGAGGUGGGGGCGCUGCGGGCGCAGGCCGGGGGGCUCAGCCCGGGGCACCCCCGGAGCGCGGGGGUGCAGGAGCAGGUGCGGGAGCUGGAGCAGCAGUUCCGGGAGCUGCGGGAGCCGCUGCGGGAGCGCGGGCGGAGCCUCGCGGCCGCCAGGGAGCUGCACCAGUUCCGCAGGGACCUGGAGGACGAGCUGCUGUGGGUGCAGGAGCGCCAGGCCCUGGCCACGUCCACGGACCACGGCAAGGACCUGCCCUCGGUGCAGCUGCUGCUCCAGAAGAACGAGACCCUGCAGAAGGAGCUGCAGGGCCGCGAGCGCCGCGUGACGGAGCUGCUGGAGCGGGGGGUGCCCGGCACGGGGGUCCCCGACUCGGGGGUGCCCGGGGGUGUCCCCGGGGGGGUCCCGGCGCUGCGGGAGGCCUGGAGGGAGCUGCGGGAGCAGGCGGCGAGGAGGCAGAGGCGCCUGGAGGCCGCCCUGGCCGCCCAGCGCUUCCUGCGCGACGCCGCGGCCGCCGAGGCCUGGCUGGGCGAGAGGGAGCUGCACAUGCUGGCCCAGGACAAGGCCAAGGUCCUGCUGGGGGGCGGCGGCAGCGCGGUGACGCCGCGGUGUCCCCAGGACGAGCCGGGCGCCCAGGCCAUGCUGAGCCGGCAGCUGGGGCUGGAGCAGGAGCUGCGCGACUACGGCGGCACCGUGGAGCUGCUGGCCCAGCAGGGCCGGGCCAUGGCGGCCAGCGGCCACCCCGACGGCGAGCGGCUCCGUGCCCGCGCCGCGCAGGUGCAGCGUCUCUACGCGGGGCUGUGUCACCUGGCCGGGGACCGCAGGGCCACCCUGCAGGGCCACCACCGGCUGUGCCAGCUGCGCCGCGACCUCGAUGACCUGGAGCAGUGGAUCUCGGAGCGAGAGGUGGUGGCGGCGUCCCGGGAGCUGGGACAGGACUUCGAGCACGUCACGUGGUGUCCCUGUCACUGGGGGUGGCCCCUGACUCUGGCGUGUCAUGUGUCCCCCUGUGACCCCGCGGUGUCCCUGUCCCCCGGCAGGGAUGUCACCGCGGCCGAGCUGCUGAUCCAGCAGCACCAGGGGCUGCGGGCGGAGCUGGAGGCUCGCGAGGGCUCCUUCGGGGCCUGCGUGGCCGCGGCCACCGCGCUGCUGCAGCGCGGCCACCACGAGGCCGACAAGCUGUCCCAGGAGCUGGCCGAGCUCCAGGAGCGCCGCAGGGACAUCGGGGAGCGCUGGCAGGACAAGCUGGAGUGGCUGCAGACUGUGCUGGAGGUGCUGGUGUUCGGGCGCGACGCGGCGGCGGCCGAGGCCUGGCUGGCCAGCAGGGAGCCCCUGGCCCGCGCCCCCGAGCUGGGCUCCAGCCUGGCCGAGGCCGAGACCCUCCUCAAACGGCACCAGAGCUUCCAGAAGGCCGCGGCCGCCUGGGAGGAGAGAUUCGCUGCGCUGAGCCGCCUGACCACGGUGGUCCCCAGAGGGGCGCAGGAGGGGGGGCCCGGCCCGGGGGGAGGGGCGGCCACGCUGCCCCCCCGCGCCCCUCCCCCACCCGAGACCCUCGAGGGGGGGCUGUGCCGGAAACAGGAGCUGGAGGCGCCCGGCAAGAGAGCCACCAACAG